CUCAGCCCACAAAGUUUCCGGCACAGCUCACUUCUGCUGAGCGCAGGAAGAGCAAAGCAGCGGCGGCAGAACCCUCUUGCAUCAUCCCUUCGUGCCAGCCAGUAGGGGAUAUGUCGGACCCUGAGGAGUGCCAGGAGGGUGCAGGAGGCACAGAUCAAGCAGGAGAUGAAUCCUUCCAGGAGAGCGAGAGGCUGACGGCACAGUGGAGCGUGGAGGAUGAGGAGGAAGCAGCACGAGAGAGGCGGCGGCGGGAGCGCGAGAAACAGCUGAGGUCCCAGGCAGAGGAGGGCUUCAAUGGCACUGGCUCCUGCAUGGAGAGUGCAGGUUCAGCACAGGAAAACCACUAUGAUUUUAAGCCCUCUGGGACCUCAGAACUGGAAGAGGACGAGGGGUUCAGCGACUGGUCCCAAAAGCUGGAGCAGCGCAAGCAGAGAUCUCCACAACAGUCAUAUGAAGAAGAGGACAGCAGUGUGAGGGAAGCAGAGGUCAAACUGGAGCAGAUUCAGCUGGAACGGGAGGGCCUGGAGGAGGUCCAGGAGGAGAAUGUGGUUGUUAGGGAGGAAGAGAGGCUGUGCCAGGAGGAAGAACAUGUCCCAGAGCAGCACGAGGAGGAGGAAGAAAGAGUCAAGCAGGAGGAGAAGAAGAGAAGGAGAAAUGAAGAAGAAGAAACCCCAGAAAAACGCCCGAGGGCCCCAAGCCCCACCGGCCUGGAUGAGGAGGAGCUGUGCACAGACCACACUGCAGUGUGCUCCACCAAGAUCACAGACAGAACUGAGUCUCUGAACCGCUCAAUAAAGAAAAGUAACAGCAUAAAGAAGUCCCAGCCUCCCCUGCCUGUGUCAAAGAUAGAUGACAGACUGGAGCAAUACACGCAAGCCAUUGAGACAUCUACAAAGGCACCAAAGCCUGUCCGACAGCCCUCUCUUGACCUUCCCACCACCAGCAUGAUGGUAGCCAGCACAAAAAGCCUAUGGGAGACCGGAGAGGUUGCUGCCCAAUCUGCAGUGAAGACCCCAGCCUGCAAGGAUAUCGUGGCUGGAGACAUUGUGAAUAUAAGAAGCCUUUGGGAACAGAAAGGUGGUCCCAAACCUGAGACCAAUAUCAAAUCCACUCCUUCUGGCAAGAAGUACAAGUUUGUUGCGAUGGGCCAUGGCCAGUACAAGAAGGUAUUGAUAGAUGAUGCUGCAGAGCAGUAGCAUGCCUGGAGAACCCAUUAACCAGCUCAGCUUGGUCCUGUCUCGAUGCAAUCCUCAAUGCUACGACUUCCUCUGCUCCAUAGAAGAUAAUCAAAGGACAUUUCUCCUGUCUGAUGUCAGUUUGCUCUGGUACAGCCUGACUCCUCUUGGGGUGAGCAUGCCCCGCGCUGCCUCCAGCUGGCUGCGAGGGAUGGAUCAUCUGGCCAAACCAGUCCCACUUUUAACCUUCUACAAGACUCUUUGGCUCUUUUUUCCAUUUUUUUUUUUUUUUUUUUUUUUUUCUUUUUUUUUCUUUUAAUUAAAUCUGGCUCUGCCAUGGAGAUGGGAGGCUGUGGCUCACCUCCCUCUCUUCUUUUUCAAGUGCUGAAAUAGAAGGACCUGCUGUCCUGCCCAGCUGGCAGGGCUUCUGCUGCGUGAUGGAGAGCUUCUGGCUCUGGGUGGUUGGAGAGGGGGGGAACUCAUGAGAGUCCCAGUGGAGGAUUUGGUGUUGGAAAGGAGAGUGAUGGGCAGAUUCUGUGCCACCCUCCUAAUGCCAGCUGUGUGAAGAUGUUGCACUGCAACAUCUGCUUUGAGGGGCCUCCAUCUCCAUGUGCACAUCAAACUGUUUAAUUUAGUCCUGUUUAUUUAGUUCCCGUAUCAUCCUUUAAUCACAACUAAAUAGCCAUGCCAUAAUGUUCCUGUCACUUUUCUGCGUUGACAGUGGCAGCAGCUUUGUUUCAAGAAGCUGCUGCCUUCCCCUCUGCUGCCCAUGGUGGGGGUGAGCACUCCUUCUCUAGGUAAGGAGCUCCUCUUGAAGUUUCUUCUUCCUACCCCCUUCUCACAAAGGCUCUCAACAUAAUUCUGCUUCUGCUUCAAUUUACAAUGUGUUCUGGAUUUAAUUUUUUUGUAAGCAUUGAAUAAAAUUUGAGGAAGAUGUUGUAACAA
This is a messenger RNA of Centrocercus urophasianus (Greater sage-grouse), 2120 nucleotides long. It is a transcript of the gene LSP1, whose product is annotated as lymphocyte specific protein 1. The transcript is spliced from 11 exons. The record is from RefSeq and is a predicted model, not a curated record. NCBI's taxonomy places the organism in Eukaryota, Metazoa, Chordata, Aves, Galliformes, Phasianidae. Gene Ontology annotation, molecular function: actin binding. Gene Ontology annotation, biological process: signal transduction. The coding region runs from base 111 to 1196 and encodes 361 amino acids.